Messenger RNA from Puntigrus tetrazona (Sumatra barb), 4570 nucleotides. RefSeq names its product ralA binding protein 1 (gene ralbp1). Gene Ontology annotation, cellular component: membrane. Gene Ontology annotation, biological process: positive regulation of GTPase activity; small GTPase-mediated signal transduction; endocytosis. The record is from RefSeq and is a predicted model, not a curated record. Lineage: Eukaryota; Metazoa; Chordata; Actinopteri; Cypriniformes; Cyprinidae. Gene Ontology annotation, molecular function: GTPase activator activity; small GTPase binding.
CUGCGCAUGCGCGCGUGUCAGAUGGGACGUAAACAAGCUACAGGAAGUGCAGCUGUUACGUUGAUCACAGCAGGUGACAUGAAGAGGUGACAAUAGCGGGACGGCGCAGAGAUGACGGAGUGCUUCCUGCCACCCAGUAGCAGCCCUGCGGAGCAGAGGAGGGCGGAGCAUCCCGGGGGCGUGGCUCGUACCCCGAGCUCUGAAGAGAUCAGCCCCACUAAGUUCCCAGGUCUGUACCGUACGGGCGACCCUUCGCCCCCUCACGACGGACACCACCAUGAGCAGCCCGACGUGGCAUCCGAUGACGAGAAGGAGCACAACAAGAAGAAGAACAAGUUUAAGAAGAAGGAGAAACGCACCGAGGGAUACGCCGCGUUCCAGGAGGACAGUUCUGCCGAUGAGGCCGAGAGCCCGUCUAAGAUGAAACGCUCCAAAGGUAUCCACGUCUUCAAGAAGCCCAGUUUCUCCAAGAAGAAAGAAAAGGACUUCAAAGUGAAGGAGAAGGGGCCCAAGGAGGAGAAGGCUAAGGACAAGAAGUCCAAAGACCUGACGGCAGCCGACGUCGUGAAACAGUGGAAGGAGAAGAAGAAGAAGAAAAAGCCCAGCGCCGAGCCCGAACCCGUCGUCACGGAGACGGCGGCGGCGCUCCGGCCGAUCUUCGGAGCGCCGUUAGCGGAAGCGGUGAGGAGAACGGCGCUGUACGACGGGAUACAGCUCCCGGCCAUCUUCAGAGAGUGUGUGGACUACAUCGAGAGCUACGGCAUGAAGUGUGAAGGCAUCUAUCGCGUCUCUGGUAUGAAGUCAAAGGUCGAUGAGCUGAAAGCAGCGUAUGACCGCGAGGAGUGUCCGUGUCUGGAGGAGUAUGACCCUCACACAGUGGCCAGCCUGUUGAAGCAGUACUUGCGAGAGCUGCCUGAUAACCUGCUGGGCAAAGAGCUGGCCCCGCGUUUCGAGGAGGCCUGCGGGCGGCCCAGCGAGGCGGAGAAACUGCAGGAGUUUCAGAGGCUCCUGGGGGAGGUUCCUGUGGGGAGCAGACUCAUCCUGGCCUGGCUCAUUACUCACAUGGACCACGUCAUCGCCCGCGAGACAGACACCAAGAUGAACAUCCAGAACAUCUCUAUUGUGCUCAAUCCCACCGUACAGAUCGGGAAUCGCGUGCUGUACGUGUUUUUUACUCACGUCCGCGAGCUGUUCGGUGAUGUGGUUCUGAAGCCGGUCGUCCAUCCUCUCCGUUGGUCCAAUAUGGCCACCAUGCCGACCCUACCUGAGACCCAGGAGAGCAUUAAAGAAGAGAUCCGCAGACAGGAGUUCCUCUUGAACCGUCUGCACAGAGAUCUGCAGGCCGGGGUGAAGGAUCUGUCCAAGGAGGAGAGACUCUGGGAGGUGCAGCGGAUCGUCACCGCUCUGAAACGCAAGCUCCGCGAGGCCAAGAGACAGGAGUGCGAGACUAAAAUCGCGCAGGAAAUCGCCAGCCUGUCUAAAGAGGACGUGUCAAAGGAGGAGAUGUCUGAGAACGAGGAGGAAGUCAUUAAUCUUCUCCUGGCACAGGAGAAUGAGAUCCUCACAGAGCAGGAGGAGCUGAUAUCGCUGGAGCAGGUGCUGCGUCGGCAGAUCGCCACAGAGAAAGAAGAAAUAGAGCGCCUGCGUGCCGAGAUCGCGGAUAUACAGAGCCGCCAGCAGGGCCGCAGUGAAACAGAGGAGUAUUCAUCAGACAGCGAGAGCGAGAGUGAAGAUGAAGAGGAACUGCAGAUGAUUCUAGAAGACCUGCAGAAACAGAAUGAAGAGCUAGAGAAUAAAAACACUCAUCUGAAUCAGGCCAUCCAUGAGGAACAGGAGGCCAUAUUGGAACUGCGUGUUCAGCUCCGCCUCCUUCAGAGUCACAAGCUUCAGCAGGAGCACACAUCCCCGCCCACUUCUGAACAGGCCCCGCCCUCCCAGCCCAGCCCAGAGGAACGAUCUAGAGGACGAACCAAUCAAACGAGCCGCAGCGGUCGCCAUGGAACCCCUGCCGCCGCCGCAGCUGCUGCCACCCCAGCCAACGGGAAGCCUGGGAAAGAUGCCAUGAAGCCAUCGCCUAGCAAAGACAAGAGGGAGGCCAACCUGUAAACCAUCCGACCGUCACCACACUUGCACUUCUGUAUGCUCAUCACGUAACUGUGACGUCUGGGUCAAAGGUCAGCAAGGUGAAGUGAGAUGGUCAUUACACUGGGAGAAAACUGGACAGCGGAGAUGUGAUUUGUAGGUCGGAAAUGAGGCGAGUACGGGAAACAUUCCUGAUUGGUCAUCAUCACAAUGGAGUGAAAUUGCAUUCUUUUGACACGUUUAAGUUCGUAUGUGAAAUUGCAGCAGCACAAUCAGAUCUUUGGGAGUGCUCCGAUUCAAUCUGCCCUUUGACCCAUCUAAACACACAGGCUCAUUUUCUUUUUUCUAAACAGUUAAGAGUAUUAGGGGGCCCAAGGUUGUUAAAAAAAAGUGAAGAUCAUUUGUCCAGGUAAAUUUUUGCUCCAAAAUCAGAAGAAAAAUUAUAUUAAAUUAUAUUAUAUUUUGCAUUAAGAAAAUUAAGCCGCCGGAUUUUUUUUUGCAUUCUAACAUAAUUUACGUUACUAUUAAGCACUGUUCUACAUAAUUGCCAUUACUUUAAUUGCAGAAAUGCAGAUUAAAAUUUAAACCAAGUGCAAAGUGUUCUUAAUAGUCAUUUAAUUGUCACAAUGCAAAAAAAAAAAAAGUUCAUUUAAACAUAUAUAUUUUUCAGUUUUGGGUUAAAAUAUAUAGAGCCCAUUUCCAUUGAAGUGUAAUUGCAACUUUUCAUCUCACACUAUUUUUUUUGCAAUAAAAAUAGGGUCAGAACUGUGAGAUAUAAAUUCAGAAUUCUGCCUUUUUUUUUUUUUUUUUUUCUUACAAUUUUGAGUUUACAUCUAAUGAUUCCUUUCUUGCGAUCUGCUUUUUUCCUCAGGAUUUGAAAUCAGCAUUUCACAACUUCUUUUCUUCUUUUUUCACCACGAAAAAAAAUACGAUUCAGUUGCGAUUUCUUGAUCUCAAAAUUCUUGCGGUUACUGAAAUAGAGUUUUUAUAGACAAACUCGAGGAUAAAAGAUGAAAAAGUUGCGAUUACCUUUAUAUUUAUUACACAUCACGGCGUGAGUGGGCUUUUACGCAGAUGUUUUCUUAAGAUUCACCUGAAUAAUUCAUGCAUUUCGAGAAACGGCAAGCUGUAAAAGGAUGUUAUGACACAACACUUAAUUACUUCCUGUGUAAAGCUCCAAACCAAAGGCGACGAACAUCCGUCUCUUCUAUACUCGCGUUACAUUCGGUGCAAAAACAAUCAUUUCAGACAAGUACGUUUGCUUUAUCGGUUAUCGUUAACAAAUGCAUUUUAUUUAUACAGUUCUGCUCAUAGUUAAAUCGCAAAGGAGUAAAUGCGUUGAGAAACAUCCUGGAUGUUUGUUGCCAGUGCAGAAAUGAGAGGACAAGAAAUCAUAAUGGGCUCCUAUUGUGGGUCCAGGUCUAGAACAGCGAUUAAACUGAAUGAAAAUAAAGUUGUGUGUUUUCUGAAACCACUGUGCCAUAGGUGUGUGUGUGUGUGUGUGUGUGUGCAGCCGCACUGAAGAAUUACUUUGAAGAUGCUCUGGGACAUUGUGAUACAACGAGAUUGUAUUUUUUUUUUUUUUUCCUAUUAAGAUAUUCCAAGGCGACGGUUUAGAACAUUUAUUAUAAAUUUCGAUAUUUAAUAAUCCUAUAUAAACAUCUAAUCUGUAACCGCACUAGACCGUGCAGAUCUGCACUUAUGGAAGGGAACGAGUCGAGUGCCGUUUGUGGUGGAGUUGUUGGUUUCCGUACGUUCGCACGUUUUUUUUUUCGUUUUUUACAAAUUUCGUGAAGCACAAGAAUAUUUUUGAUCAGCGAUGAAGUUCGAGUGGUCAUUAUGGGUGGUUUUAAUAAGCGUUGGUGGUCCGAAUCGAAGAAAAGAGACACUGCAUGAAGUAAAUGGUGCUUCUGUUCGAAAGCGAGCUUCGUUUUCUUUUUCGCAGAAUAUCUUCUUUUUUGAUUCGUGGUGAAAUAUGAACUCUUUUUGAGAGAUCCUCCUAGCCGCUCCUGAAGUUUUGGCACAGUUGUUACAGAUGUUCUGACACACUGUUCGAUAGUCAUUUUGGAAACUUGCACUAGAUUGUCACCAUUUUUUUAAUUUUUUUUUUUUUUUGAUACAAAUAUUCUGUCAGGUUCAUUUUGUGAUUGUUAUAUUUGUUUAAAGUGCUUGUUGAAAUACUAGUGUACUACUGGAUUAUUAUUAUUAUUAUUAUUAUUACUCCCUUUCAGAUAACACAUUUCCUCCCUCAUUUUGCUUUUCUUUUCCUUUUUUGUGCUGUCGAAUUGCAUUUCAGAAAUACUGUAGAAUUCUAAUCAAGAGCUGUUAUGUAUGUAAAAAAAAAAAAAAAAGAUCUCAAAGAGAUACGUGCCCGCUCAUCUACUUUUGGAAAUUAUAGUUUUUCAUGUUAUAAACAAAGCUUUUGUAGCUCCUGAUCAUUGUGAACAGAAUGCUGCCAUCUAAAAUAAAAUGAUAGGUUGGACAGUAA